AUGGCUACCCCUAGUGUCCUAGCUUUUGACACUGAGGGUCGUGCCAUUGACUUUGAGGUCUGGCUCGACGACCUGCAGCUGUUCUUACAGUGCGAUAGGGCAGACGGUCUUUCUCUCUUUGACCUCACCUCUGGCGGCGUCCCUGCCCUUGCUGCUGAUGCUGACGCCACUGUUCGCUCACAGUGGGCCACGUGCGAUGCUGCUGCACGUCUUGCUGUGCGUCGCCACCUGCCUACCGCUGAGCGCGCGCACUUUAGCCAAUACAAGAGUGCCCAGACCUUGUACGACGCUGUAGUUGCGCGCUACUCCUCCCCUGCCACUGCUGCACUGAGCCGCCUCAUGCUCCCCUUCCUCUUCCCUGACCUUGCCGCCUUUCCUACUGUCGCUGACCUCAUUACGCACCUCCGCACUAGCGACAGUCGCUACCGCGCUGCGCUUCCUGCUGACUUCUGCGCCAAGAACCCCCCCCCCCAUGGGUGUUCUCCUUCCCCUCUCCUGCCCUCUGUUGCCUCUGCCGCUGCGGCCGACCUCGUUGGUCUUGAGUCGGUCGGUACGGCGUAUAGCGGGAGACGCCGCUUUGGCAAGGGCAAGGGGGGCAAGGGAGCGGGUGGGGCCAGCGGGGGCGGUGGAGAUGGCGGUGGAGGCGGCGGAGGGAGUGGGGGUGGCGGUGGAGGUGGUGGCGGGGGUGGGGGUGCUAGUGGCGGCAGUGGGGGCGGGGGUGGCGGCGGCGGUGGCGGUGGGAGCGGAGGUGGCGGAGGCGGCGGCGGUGGAGGCGGAGGCGGGGGUGGCGGUGGCGGUGGCGGUGGUGGAGGUGGUCGGAGUGGCGCUUCACAGCGGAGCAGCACUGGGGGUGGUCAGCGCCAGCAGCAGCAGCAGCAGCAGCAGCGUUCUCGCGACCUCCCGACGCCUCAGCAGCUCCUACUGCUGCUCUAG
Messenger RNA from Closterium sp. NIES-65, 933 nucleotides. Lineage: Eukaryota; Viridiplantae; Streptophyta; Zygnematophyceae; Desmidiales; Closteriaceae. The record is from the annotation of a GenBank genome assembly.